Messenger RNA from Vigna angularis (adzuki bean), 3679 nucleotides. RefSeq lists its product as uncharacterized. The record is from RefSeq and is a predicted model, not a curated record. Bases 14 to 2038 code for a protein of 674 amino acids. The transcript has 4 exons. NCBI's taxonomy places the organism in Eukaryota, Viridiplantae, Streptophyta, Magnoliopsida, Fabales, Fabaceae.
AGCUAUUCUUGCCAUGGUGAAGGACGUGUUUGGCUGUAAAUGUGAAACGGCAGAGAUAAAAGGGGUUGGGGAAGGAGAAUUUUCUUGCUUAUGUCGUAAGAAUCACGUUGCAGCACGACUUGACUUUCUUCCAGGAUUAGCAAUGGUUUUUGAUUUUUCUCUGCAUCACAUGGGGAAGUUCGUGAAGAAUACGGGAAUAGAAUAUGUGGGAGGAGAAAUACAUGUUAUAAAAGGAAUUGAUCCGGACAGGUGGUCUUACUUUGAAGCAGUGGGAUAUGUUAAAGAAUUCAAGUAUGAUGCAGAGUUCAAGCUAUGGUGGAAGGGGGCAAAACAAAAGGCGAUGAACAACCUGAGAUUACUCAGUGAUGACAAGGAAGCACUGUUCUUGGCUAACUAUGCAGAGGCAAAUAAUGAUGAGGUUGAAAUCUAUGUCCAACAUGUACAACCUAGUCAGCCAGAUGAAGUUAAGUUUCUGUGUUUUGGUGAAGAGGCAGUACAGGAGACGGAGGAAGAGGUAAAUAUGGAAGAAGAGGUCGAACAUAUACAUGCAUAUGUUGAUGAAGAAGAUGCUAUUGUGGAUGAAGAAGUUGGUUAUGUUGGUGAAGCACAUGCUUAUGUGGCUGAAGAUGAUGAUGCAGUGGAUAAAGAAGAUGGUUAUGUUGGUGAAGCACAUGCUUAUGUGGCUGAAGAAGAUGAUGUAGUGGAUAAAGAAGAUGGUUAUGUUCAUGAAGCACAUGCUUAUGUGGCUAAAGAAGAUGAUGUAGUGGAUAAAGAAGAUGGUUAUGUUCAUGAAGCACAUGCUUAUGUGGCUGAAGAAGAUGAUGCAGUGGAUAAAGAAGAUGGUUAUGUUGGUGGGGUGGAGGGGAAUGUCGAAGUAGAAGAUGUCCUAAUGGAUUACGAAGAGGAAGAGGGGAAUGUUGAGGACGAAUAUGUACAGAGGGGUGAGGAAGAGACUUAUGUUGAUGAGGAAGAGGAAGAGGGCAAUGUGGCUGAAGAAGAAGUGGUGGAAAAUGUGGAUGAUAGUGAAGAGGAAAGAAUGGAAAAUGAUGAUGAUGGGUUCGGGAUGGAGGAUGAGAGGGUGGAGGAAGAAAGAAGAAAUAUUAAUCCUGUUUUAGAGAGGUGGAGUACAAUGAAAAAGAGGAAGAAAAGUGUGAGGAGAAGAAACGGUGGUGGUGAGGGGUCAUUUAUGAUUAACGAAGAUGUUGGACAGCAUGAGCAUGAGAUAAAUGAAGAUUACAAUACUGAUGAAUUAUCUUCAAAUGUGGAUAGUGAUGAGGCUAUUAGUGAGAAUAGGAGGAAGUUUCCAAAGUAUAGAGCAGAUGAUAUGUCCAAGAGCUUCAAAUUUACAUUGGGGAUGGAGUUUAAGUCAUUGAAAGAUUUUAAAAGUGCCCUACAGGAGCAUAGCGUAUUAAAUGGAAAAGAAGUGAAGUUUGUUAAGAAUGAUUUGAAGAGAGUGAGGGCAGUUUGUAAAAAGGGAUGUGGUUUUGUAAUUAUGGCUAGCAAGGUAGGAGGAAGGGAAACUUUUAGAGUGAAAACUCUCGUUGGACGUCACAAGUGUGGAAGGGUUUUUGGUAACAAAAGUGCAAGUGUGCAAUGGAUUGCACAAGUAUUGGUAGACAGAUUUGUAAAUGUGGGAGGCAUGACAGUGAACCAAAUCAUAGAUGAAAUCAAAAAGUCCUUUAGUGUUGGAAUUUCUCCUUGGAAAGCAGGAAGAGCAAAGCAAAUUGCUAUGGAUUCUUUAGUGGGUGAUGGAGAACGACAAUAUGGACGUUUGUAUGAUUAUGUGGCUGAGUUGGUAAGAGUAAAGGCUGGAACAUUCAAGAUUAAGGUCAAUCAACCCCAACCCACUUUGCCACCACGGUUUGGGGCAUUUUACAUGUGUUUAGAGGGCUGUAAAGAGGGGUUCUUAGGUAGUUGCAGGUCAUUCAUUGGGGUAGAUGGUUGUCAUUUGAAGAUAACAUAUGGAGGUCAGUUGUUAGUGGCAGUGGCAAGAGACCCUAAUGACCAAUAUUUCCCACUUAGCUUUUGCUGUGGUUGAAAAUGAAUGCAAAGAGACAUGGAGGUGGUUUUUGAGCCUGCUGCUGGGUGAUAUUGGGGGCAUAGAUUGUCAACGGUGGAUCUUUAUUUCGGAUCAGCAAAAGGGAUUAAUGGCAGUAUUUGAUGAGAUUUUGAAUGGGAUGGAGCACAGGCUGUGUUUAAGGCAUUUGUACAACAACUAUAAGAAGAAAUUUGGUGGAGGACUACUCAUUAGAGACCUUAUGAUGGGGGCUGCCAAGGCAACAUACUUUCAGGACUGGGAAAAAAAAAUGGGUGAGUUGAAGACUGUGAAUUGUGAUGCUUAUAAUUGGUUAAUGACAAUUCCAACUAAAUCUUGGUGUAAACAUGCAUUUAGUGCUUAUCCUAGAUGUGAUGUGUUGAUCAAUAAUUUGACUGAGUCAUUUAAUAGUACUAUUUUGCUGGCAAGAGACAAACCUAUAAUUACUAUGAUGGAAUGGAUUAGGUCAUAUAUUAUGAGUAGGUUUGCAACACUUAGAGAAAAAGUGAUCAAUUAUCCUGGUGAUGUUAUGCCUAAACCGAGAAAAAGACUUGACAGGGAAGUUGAAAAGAGUGGGAAUUGGCUUCCAGUUUAGGCAGGGGGUGCUAAAUUUGAAGUCACUCAUGGCUUUACAAUGGACAAGUUUGUAGUUGAUAUAAGUAAUCAUAGUUGUAGUUGUUACUUUUGGGAUUUGGUUGGAAUACCUUGUAGACAUGAUGUUGCUGCCAUACAUUAUAAAUUAGAAAACCCAGAAGAUUAUGUUCAUCCAUAUUACAAGAAACAUGCUUAUAACACUUGUUAUGCACCUCAAAUAAUUCCAAUCAAUGGACAACAACUUUGGCCUACAUCCGACACUGCCCCACUACUGCCACCCACUUAUAAAACACCUCCUGGGAGGCCUAAAAAGUUAAGAAGAAGAGAAGCUGAUGAAUAUGUCAGUCAUUCAAAGUUGUCCAAGAAAAAUAUUGGUAUGAAGUGUAGCAGUUGUAAUGCAUAUGGACACAAUGUAAGAAGUUGUAAAAGGGGGCAGAAAAGCAAGGACACAAGAGGCACAUCUACAAUGGGAGAAUCUAUAUCAACUGGAAGGAGACAAUCUGCAAGAAGAAGUGCAUCAGGUGGAAGGGGAGGAUCUUUAUCAACUGGAAGGGGAGGAUCUGCAUCAGGUGGAAGGGGAGGAUCUUUAUCAAGUGGAAGGGGAGGAUCUGCAUCAACUGGAAGGGGAGGAUCUGCAAGAAGAACUGCAGCGGCUGCUGAACCAUCUGCAUCAACCUCACAAGGUCAAAGAACAUCACAACUUAGAGGGGCUGCACAUAUGAGUCAAGGGGGAAGAAGAACAUCCUCAAGAUUGGCUGCACAAUUUCUAGGGUCUCAAGCAAGUUCCAAUUGACAUCCACAGACUUUUUUUAAUGCUAUAAUGUACUGAUUGGCCCCCACUUAGGGAGACCAUUUGUAGUGGGCACAAUAUUUUUUGGACAACUUGUUUGUCAUAUAGUGUACCACAUCCAAUGUUAAUUAAAGUACUAGGGGACCACUUCUUCUAUUAAUUAAACUGCUUGGGGACCACUUCUUUUGUUAAUUAAACUGCUCGGGGACCACUUCUGUAAUUUCUUGUGUUAUUUUUGUUCAAUGCAAUGCUAUGUACUU